UUAAAGAAUCCUCGCUGCCUUCGCUUAAAACUUCAAUACUGAAUGGAUCAGUGAGAUCCUUAAGGAUUUUAUUUCCAAUUUUUGUCCUCGACAUGGGAAUAAGUGCCAUUUCUUCUUCGCUGGAGAAAAAAAGAAAGGUUGUCACCGGACAGUUAAUGAGUGAAUCAUGGAAAAAAUUUAAAUAAACAAAUAAUGCAUCCAACAAAACCAACAAUGUCAGCAGGGAUUCAGAAGAAACAAAUUUCCAGACUUCCUGAAGUUUAUUCAAGUGGAAGUAAAAGUCGUGCUUCGCGUUUGGAUUUAAUGGGAAAUGAAGAGUGGACACGAACUAAAACUCUUCUCAAGCCGGACGACCAAUUGCAAUUAACGGAAAAUGAAUUACAAGAGGAAAUCGCCCGAGUAUUACAGAUACAAAACACGAGGAUACCUGACAAUCUGGUAGAAUGGUCCUGGAAGCAGAGGGAAUUUAUUCCGGUGCCGAAUCCACCAAAUAUUGUGACUAUUCUCAAUGUUCCUGGUAUUCUUUUGCACAAAGAUUCCGAAGAGGCGAAAAUGCAAUUGUCCGGUGGACUUAUUGCCGACUCACAAGAAGAGGAAGUUUCGGUUUCUGAAGAAUUUGAGGAACAAAUGGCGGAGGAAGAAGAGGAAAGAGAAGACGAAGAAGUAGGAGAAGAAAUAGAAGAUGAGUCUGAGGAGCAAGGGAAAGAACCGCAGGUCGAAGUUGAACAGGAAAUAGACGAAGAAGAAGUCGAGAAAGCAAAACCGAAAAAAGUACCGAAUCAGUUCAAUUUUUGUGAAAGAGCAACUUUGACGUACAAUAAUCCUAUUCGAGACAUGAGUACGCAAACGGUGCCGCCUCCAAGUGCUUCAUACAGUGCGGACGUUUACCAGUGGACUAUUUACGACGACUAUCAAGAAGACUAUGAACGUCAGCAGAAGGAAAAGGAGAAGGAGAAAAAAGUUCCCGCACCGCAGACUAAAAAGGAAGAAUCAAAAAAACAAUCGCACUUGGAAGUCGUGGCUGUAACAAAUAGAAUGUUACAAGCCGCCAAAACAUUGGAACGAAUGGUGAAUCAGAAUAUUUAUAAUGAAAUAUUACAAGAUUACAGAUAUUGGGAUGAUCCAAGCGAUGAAUUUAAAGAUGGAGAAGGUUCUUUGUUACCCUUGUGGAAAUUUAAUUAUGAGAAAACGAAGAAACACGACGUCACAGAUUUAUGUUUUAAUAGCAGAUACUACGAUUUGUUCGCCGUCUCGUUUGGAACAAUGUCUUUCGAUAGUUCUAUAACAAUGGGAGUUGUUUGCUUAUUCAGUUUGAAGAAUCCUUCAUAUCCGGAGUGGAUUUGUUCAACAGAAUCGCCUGUCAUGUGUUUAGAUUUUAAUACACAGCAUCCACAUCUCUUAGUUAUAGGUACUAUGGACGGAUCAGUUGCAGUCUACAAUGUAAUUUUACCAUCUUCUGCUCCUCAAUAUAAAAGUAAUGAUGUCAAUCAAAAACACGCUGGAAUUGUUUGUCAGGUAUGCUGGGCCUCGGAUACAGAAGAAGGAAAUCUUGCUUUCUACAGCAUUAGCAUUGAUGGAAAAAUUAAUUAUUGGGUAUUAUUGCAAAAUGAUCUUGGAUUUACUACUAUAAUGACACUUUUUCUCGAUUCAUCUCCAAUAACGGGACCUGACGGUACAAUUGUUACAUUAAAAAGUUGUGGUACGUGUAUAGCGUUUCAUCCAAAAGAUAAAAAUAUUUUUCUUGUCGGCACAGAAGAAGGGACAAUUUACAAGUGCAAUACGGCUUACAACAGCGUUUACAUGAGAACUUAUGAAGAAGCUCACAAUAUGCCGGUUUACAAAAUUGCUUUUAAUAAAUAUAAUUCGAAUAUUUUUGCAAGUUGUUCUGGCGAUUGGAGAAUAAAAAUCUGGGAAGACGAUCGUCCAGAACCACUUUUUAUGUUUGAUCUUGGAGUACCAAUUGGUGAUGUACAAUGGGCUCCUUAUAGUUCGACGGUAUUCGCUUGUGUUUCAAGUGAUGGGAAAGUCACCGUAUUUGAUUUGAAUGUUAAUAAAUAUCGACCAAUUUGCUCACAAGCUAUUGUCAGUAAAAAGAAGAAUAAACUCACUCGACUUGCAUUCAAUGAUGCUCUACCUUUCAUCAUUGUUGGCGAUGACAAGGGCACAGUACAUACGCUAAAAUUGUCACCAAAUUUGAGGAUAAAAGUGAAACCAACAAAGAAACAAACACAUUUAUCAAGUGCAGAACUAGAAACUAUGAAAUUAGAAAAAUUAUUGAGUUUUGUUAGGGAACCAACAACGUUAACACCUCCAAAAGAUGUAAGAGUUUUAAAGCAGUAAAAAAUUUCUUGAAAAUAGAGAAAAUUUAAAUAAAAAAAGUAAUUUAUAAAUUAUAUUUCAUUAUUGAAAUUAUGAAUUGAAUAAUUAAAUUAAAAUAGUAUUAUAGGUUUAUCAGUUUAGUAUUAGUUUCAGUUUAAUUAAAAAUAAUUAACCGAUUAAAUAUGUCAAAGAUUUAAAAAAAUAUGUUUAUGCGAAAGAGAAUAACUAGAAAAAUUCGUUUUUACUGAAAGAGACUAAAUUUUUUUAUUCAACAGUAACAAUCUAUCAAUACAUAUGAAAAUGAAACAAUGUAUAUAUAAAUAUACAUAUAUAUAUAUUAUAUAUAAUAUUUAAAUAUUUAUCUUCUUCAUUCAUACACUCUACACAAUGAUACAUUUUAUGUAUCAAAUCAAUUCUCGACAGGCAGAGGAAAAUCGAUUUUUUAAGAAAGCGCUUUUUUUUAUUAAAGUUAAAAAUAGUUUAUUACCUAUAGUUAUUUAAAUGAAUUUUGGACUUUACUGAGAUUACAAAAAUUUCACGGGCUUUCAAACUCCUUUCAAUAUUUUCGAAUUUUUUUCACAAUUUAAUUCUUUAUUUUUUCCAUUUUCUGAGGUAAAAAAACUGCUUUAUUUUCAUUAUUUAAUUUUAAUUUCCCGUUAGUUUUAAAUUGACAAAAUUUUAUUAAUUGAAUUGUUGAAUUUUUCUUGAUACACAAAAUUGUCUUUUAUCUAUUUUGAAAAUUUGUAUAGAAAAAAGAAUUUUUUAUUGCCAAGACAAAUUUCUUAUUUAAGGAACAAAUUUGUUCAGUCAGCCCAAAAUUGAUGUCUCAGUUUUUAUUUUGAGAAAUCGUAUUUUUCAUUUAAUGUCUAGUAAAUAUUUUUGGUAUAUUUAUAUUUAAAAAAAUGGUAUUAUGUUUUUUUCGAAAAUUUUACUAAACUAUGUUCUGUGUAUCUUUUUUAAUAAUUAUAAAUUCGAGUGUGUAUUUGAUGCAUGCUCUUUAUAUUUAUAUUUUUUUUACUGACUCAAGCAAAAUAUUUUGAAUAAUCGCAA
Messenger RNA from Leptopilina heterotoma, 3369 nucleotides. RefSeq names its product dynein intermediate chain 2, ciliary. Gene Ontology annotation, cellular component: outer dynein arm. The record is from RefSeq and is a predicted model, not a curated record. The transcript has 15 exons. Bases 193 to 2340 code for a protein of 715 amino acids. NCBI's taxonomy places the organism in Eukaryota, Metazoa, Arthropoda, Insecta, Hymenoptera, Figitidae. Gene Ontology annotation, biological process: cilium movement; outer dynein arm assembly. Gene Ontology annotation, molecular function: dynein heavy chain binding; dynein light chain binding.